UUGCUGCGCGACGGACUUGUUGUAGACAUGAGAGAGAAAAAUCUGCAGUGAUCCGGCUCAGCGCAUCGCUCGUUCCUUUUCAAUUGAAAUAGAUUCUUCCUGUCGAAUUCACGUACAUCUUUGACUGUACCCCACAGUUUCUGUAAAGUAUUUGCGUUUUUCUUUGAACCGGAAGACCUAAAAAAAAUCAAAGUUCGCAAGGAGGUGACAUCUGGCUGCUCCACACCUGACUUCAUUGAAUGAGGUUUAACACCAAUUAGCAUUUGUUUUGGUUCGAUACCCAUACAAAAUUAAACACGCCCUACAUUCAGUCGGAAGCAUCUGGACACACAUUCAUAUAAAUCUGCAAGCUAACGGUGACGAGCUGGCGCAGGUUGUGGGUUGUCCGUGGAUAAUGCGAGACAGUGGCGGUAGCCUGGCCCAGAACCGCUGGCAGGGAGACCUGGGUCUGACUGCUGUGGGGCAGGACGACACAGGAGGGGGUGGGAUUCCUGGAGACCACCUCAUAGUCCCUGUGUCGGGCCACAGUGUACCCAGCCCCAUGCACCUCAGACUGGGGCAGAAAGAGAAGGUGUGGACUGGCGAGUAUGUAGAGGAGGAGGAGGAGGAAGAGGAUGAGGAUGGGAUGGUUAGGAUCAAGGCACUAGGUGAUGAGGAAGAAAACAAUCUGGAUGGGGAGGACGAGAUAGAGUUUGAGGGCAAGGCUUGGGAUAACAACGAGGAGGAGGAGGAAGAAGAAGAAGAAGAAGAAGAGGAGGAGGAGGAGGAGGAGGAGGAGGAGGAAGAAGAGGAUGAGGAGGAGGAGGAGGAGGCAGAAGAUGAAGGAGACCAGGCAGAGUUGGAGUGGGAGAUCCCAGACUUUCCCUCCCAGUCCACCCAGCUCCCUCAUUCACAACAACACCAACAUCAUGGACCACAACAGAAGGCAGAAGAAGGCGGUGAUGUCACUGUAGAGGAUUCUGUCUCCCAGGCUGAAGCGGGGGACUUGUUCAGGUCCCACCUCAGCAGGUACAGUGCUCUGAAGAGGCUCAAGCUCAGGCGCUGGCAGCGUAUGCGAUCCCAUCAAGGCCUUGGAUUUCGGCUCACCAAGCACUGGAAGAGCUGGCGCCAGCGGGCACAGUGGGUAUGCUCCCAAGGAUACCGGUACAGCCGGAGAGGGCAAAGGCACAAUCUGUACGGCAAGCAGAGGAGGAUAAAAAAGUAUCAGCAAUCUCCAUACUCCGAUGGAGAGGAUGACAGCAAUGAUGAGAGGUUCACAGACUCUGCGAGAGAUAAACAGAUAAAUGGCUGCUCUCCAGACAAGCAAGAGGACAGAGGGAGGCGGGAAGUGGAAGUCAAACCAGUGGAGCUGGCCCUUACUGAGGAACACAUGAGUUGUGUGACAGGUAUUCUUGAAGAGUCUCUACAGCAGUAUGGCAGUUUGAUCCCCAUCCAUGUGGAUGACAUCGUAGAGAAGCUUCAGGACAUCUUCGGCCAGAGCUUCUCACAGCCACACAGGAAAGCAGUGGUCCAACAUCUAAUACAAUCCUUCCAGCGGUCGUCGGGAUCAGCCCUGGCUAAAACAUUCAGAGUCAAUUACAAACGCCACGUUCUGACCAUGGAUGACCUGGGCACUCUGUAUGGACAGAACUGGCUCAACGACCAGAUUAUGAACAUGUAUGGUGACCUGGUCAUGGACUCUGUGCCACAGAAAGUUCACUUUUUCAACAGCUUCUUUUAUGAUAAGCUAAGGACAAAAGGCUAUGAUGGAGUCAAACGGUGGACGAAAAAUGUUGACAUCUUUCAGAAGGAUCUGUUGUUGAUCCCCAUCCACCUGGAGGUCCACUGGUCACUGGUCAGUGUCGACAUUCCUCGUCGAGCCAUCACUUACUUUGACUCUCAGCGGACUCUCAACAGACGUUGCCCAAAGCACAUUUUUAAGUAUCUGCAAGCGGAGGCUAUCAAAAAAGAACAACAGGACUUUUUGACGGGAUGGAAAGGCUUUUUCAAAAUGAACGUGGGUCGUCAAAACAACGACAGUGACUGCGGGGCUUUUGUGCUACAGUACUGCAAGUGUCUGGCACUAGGGCAGCCAUUCAGCUUCGGCCAACUGGAUAUGCCCCGGCUGAGGAGGCAAAUGUACAAAGAACUCUGUCACUGCAAGCUCACCCUGUGACCCGCCAUCCCCCAGCCCAGCCCGCCAUCUCCACCUGCUCCCACCCUUAACCCUAACAAGAUGGAGGGACAAUGAUACGACAAGACGAGGGCAAGGGGAGCAAACGAUGGACUGGAAAGAGAGAAACUUUUCAAAAACUUUUUCUCUGUCAACUUCCAGAGAAAUUACUUCUUCUAUUGUAGGUGAUGUCAUUGUUUCACUUUUUGUCUCUCUUUGCUUCCCUCUCUCCCACCCUUUGAAAACUCUGAUUUAAUUUCCACGUCAUGGUUAUUCCUUUGUGGUUGACAGAGGCCAAGACUAGCUUCCGUUUUGGGAAUGUGCUAAUCUUCCAUCCCAUCGUAGUCCACCGUUGAUUUCCGGUCUGAAUGGGAGCAUGAAGAAGAUAUCUAAAGAACACAGUCCAGAUUAAUGGUUGGUCCGCAGUUAGUCCAACCUGACUACUACUUUCACUUUAGAUUCAGAGUGCAGAGGGGGGAGGGCAGAAUGAUUUGAACCAGUCUGUGUAAGCUUGUGGUUGUAGUACUAGUGGGUGUACAUGACUUCCAUCCAUCCAGUCCAUACAGUAUGUUGUGUUCCAAGUGUGGAAAUCUCAGCAAAAAACAUCGACACCCAACAUAAGAUACACUUGCUACAGCCAAUGUUAUGUUGGCCAUUCUAUCCAUCUAGUCGGCGCAUAAUGUUUGCCACUGUAGUGCGACGUGACAUUAUAAUAUUUGUUUUAACAAUUUCCUACAAGAUGUUUAGAUUAUUUCAAAGUGACAAUGGAACCUGCUAGUUGAUGCUGCCAUAAUGACGUCAGAAAACACACUUCCAGCGUGUGAAGCCAUUUUAGUGCUUUUUAUUUUUUUUUUGAGAAAUCUUAAUUUACAUCCACGGAACACGCCACAUGUUGACCCCUGCGUCGGAAACUUGCUCUGCCUCCAUCACUCCUCCCCAAAUAUUACAUCUUCGUGUGGGAGACUGGAUCUGCAUCAUCACCCAAACAAGCCACAAUGACAUAUUGGCCCAAAGAAGGGGUAUCUUUACAUUGCAUUUAUCUUUUUCUGUGUUUUAUCUCGUCAGUAAAUGUGUUGAUAUGCUUAUUGCUUUAAACAAAUGGUGUUAAAAGGAGGACUACUAAUAAUGUGUUAUUUUCGGAGUAAGUACAAAAGAGAUCCUCCGGUUAGUAUUUCUUUGAAAGUUUAAGAGCCAUUUUGGUAAGGACCACGACAGCUACACAACAGAUCCAGUAUGUUCACAAUGGAGUUACAGCACCCUCCUCUUCUUUUUUAUAACGAAAGACAAAUUUGUUGAUAGCGGUGUUUGUUUGUUUUUUUCUUUUCUUUUUUCCAAACAGGAGUUGAUGCAACAGAGUUGACCGUUUUAUAUAUCUUCUACAAUGCAUUAUGGUUGCUAAAAAUAAAAAUAUGCGGCAAACAAGGGAUUGUGCAUUUUAUUAAUGCUA
This is a messenger RNA of Cottoperca gobio, 3599 nucleotides long. RefSeq names its product SUMO specific peptidase 3b (gene senp3b). Lineage: Eukaryota; Metazoa; Chordata; Actinopteri; Perciformes; Bovichtidae. Bases 395 to 2155 code for a protein of 586 amino acids. The record is from RefSeq and is a predicted model, not a curated record. Gene Ontology annotation, molecular function: deSUMOylase activity. Gene Ontology annotation, biological process: proteolysis; protein desumoylation. Gene Ontology annotation, cellular component: nucleus. The transcript has 11 exons.